UGGAAAUUUCUAGAACUUCGCAUAAAUGCUAUAAAGCUUAGCGGCCGGAAAUAUCUCCCACAUUUUGCAAUUUCCUUCGCUUUGGUUAGUAUCGAGGUUGUGUCGAACAACCUAGUGCUUUUAGUGAUAAUUCCAUAAGACUGUACAAAACAAAAUGGCGAAAGCACCCGCAGUAGGUAUCGAUUUGGGAACCACUUACUCCUGUGUCGGCGUUUUCCAACAUGGAAAAGUUGAAAUCAUCGCCAACGACCAGGGUAACAGGACCACACCUUCCUAUGUGGCCUUCACUGAUACCGAGCGUCUCAUCGGAGAUGCCGCCAAAAAUCAAGUUGCGAUGAACCCCAAUAACACAAUUUUUGAUGCCAAACGUCUUAUUGGGCGUCGCUUUGAUGACAGCGCUAUACAAUCCGACAUGAAGCACUGGCCCUUCGAAGUUUUGAACGAGGGCGGCAAGCCAAAGAUAAAGGUUGAAUACAAGGGUGAACAAAAGACCUUCUACCCGGAAGAAAUCAGUUCCAUGGUCUUAACUAAAAUGAAGGAAACUGCAGAAGCGUACCUUGGCAAGGCCGUCACCAAUGCAGUCAUCACCGUACCUGCCUAUUUCAAUGAUUCGCAGCGUCAGGCCACCAAAGACGCCGGUACCAUCUCUGGUCUGCAGGUGUUGCGUAUCAUCAACGAACCAACUGCCGCCGCCAUCGCUUAUGGUCUGGAUAAAAAGGGCCAGGGAGAACGUAACGUUCUCAUCUUCGAUUUGGGUGGUGGUACUUUUGAUGUGUCCAUCUUGACCAUCGAAGAUGGUAUCUUUGAAGUAAAGUCCACCGCUGGUGACACUCACUUGGGUGGUGAAGAUUUCGACAACAGAAUGGUCAACCACUUUGUCCAGGAAUUCAAGAGGAAGUACAAAAAGGAUCUCACCUCGAACAAGCGUGCCCUCAGACGUCUGAGGACAUCUUGCGAAAGAGCGAAGAGAACUCUCUCAUCAUCCACCCAAGCCAGCAUUGAAAUCGACUCUCUGUUCGAGGGUAUUGAUUUCUACACUAGCAUCACCAGGGCCAGAUUCGAAGAGUUGAACGCCGAUCUGUUCCGUUCUACCAUGGAACCUGUCGAGAAGUCGAUCCGUGACGCUAAGAUGGACAAAGCCCAAGUUCACGACAUCGUCUUGGUCGGUGGUUCCACCCGUAUCCCCAAAGUACAAAAACUCUUGCAAGACUUCUUCAACGGCAAGGAACUUAACAAGUCCAUCAACCCCGACGAAGCUGUAGCCUACGGUGCUGCUGUUCAGGCCGCUAUCUUGGCCGGUGACAAGUCUGAGGAAGUUCAAGACUUGCUCUUGUUGGACGUUACCCCAUUGUCUCUCGGUAUCGAAACUGCCGGAGGUGUAAUGACUGCCCUCAUCAAACGUAACACAACCAUUCCAACUAAACAAACUCAAACCUUCACCACCUAUUCCGACAACCAACCUGGUGUAUUGAUCCAGGUUUAUGAAGGUGAGCGUGCUAUGACCAAGGAUAACAACUUGCUUGGCAAAUUCGAACUUACCGGAAUUCCUCCUGCGCCUAGAGGUGUUCCCCAAAUCGAGGUAACCUUUGACAUUGAUGCCAACGGUAUCUUGAACGUAACCGCCAUCGAGAAGUCGACCAACAAGGAAAAUAAGAUCACCAUCACCAACGACAAAGGUCGUCUCAGCAAAGAAGACAUUGAACGUAUGGUCAACGAUGCCGAGAAAUAUCGUCACGAGGACGAGAAACAGAAGAGCACAAUCGCUGCCAAGAAUGCCCUCGAAUCCUAUUGCUUCAACAUCAAGAGCACCAUGGAAGAUGAUAAAGUUAAGGACAAGAUCAGCGAGAGCGACAAGACCACCGUCAUGGAGAAGUGCAACGAGGUCAUCGCCUGGUUGGACGCUAACCAACUCGCUGAAAAAGAAGAAUACGAGCACAAACAAAAGGAAUUGGAGAAUAUCUGCAACCCAAUCAUCACCAAAUUGUACCAAGGUGCUGGCGGCGCUGCUCCCGGCGGUAUGCCAGGCGGUUUCCCAGGCGCCGGCGGCGCUGCCCCUGGUGCCGGAGCCGGAGGCGCUGGACCAACCAUCGAAGAAGUCGACUAAACUAUUCCAUUGCCACAAGUAUUACGCUAUAUUUAAACUAUUUAUUUGUAUCACAAUUUGUUGAAUAAAGUUGAUGCUGCAAGUAAUUUUA
This is a messenger RNA of Aethina tumida (small hive beetle), 2195 nucleotides long. RefSeq names its product heat shock 70 kDa protein cognate 4. The record is from RefSeq and is a predicted model, not a curated record. The transcript has 3 exons. Gene Ontology annotation, cellular component: plasma membrane; nucleus; cytosol. Gene Ontology annotation, molecular function: ATP-dependent protein folding chaperone; heat shock protein binding; misfolded protein binding. Gene Ontology annotation, biological process: protein refolding; vesicle-mediated transport; cellular response to unfolded protein. The coding region runs from base 155 to 2104 and encodes 649 amino acids. Lineage: Eukaryota; Metazoa; Arthropoda; Insecta; Coleoptera; Nitidulidae.